UGCAGAUUGUUAUAAUCAUAAUAAUUUUGCAUUAAAAAAAAUAUUUCUUGAAUCAGCUGUGUUCGUUCAAUGCUGGAUUGCUGGACGAGUAAUUAUCAAAAAAAAAAAACAAUUAUUAUUACUAUAAAUAUUGCUGAUUGUUGUAUCAGUAAAAUAAAAAAUAUAAACUAGCAAUUUAAUGAUAAAAAAUAAUGUCAACAAGAUAUUUAAGAAAAGUUUAUGGCAAUGAUUUGCCAGUGGAAAAUCAUCAAGAUGAUGACACAAGUGAUAAUGACGUAUCAAUAACAGAAAAAAAAACAAAAAAUUUCAACGUAUUUGAUUUGCUCAAUGAUGAUUCUGAUACCGAAAAACAAGAAGAAAACAACGAGGUUAACGUACCAUCUGUUAGCCAUCAAGAAUCAUCCGAAGAUGAAACAAUAAAACGUAAAAAAAAGCGUAAAAAGAAGAGAAAAAAUGAUAAACAAGUACAAAAAGUAUCAUCAGACAUUGAUGAUAAUGAUGAUGAAGAAAUUGAUGAAAUUGAACGUAGUGUACGUGAAGUUAAUCGUCUUCUUGGUGAGCCAGUUCCAUGUUCAAGUAAAACAUCGUCAAAUGACACAUCAAAUAUAUCAUUAAAAUAUAAAGUAUUAAGUGUCCAACAUAAAUAUUUAAAUCCUCAAAAUGAACUAAACAGAAUAUGUGGAAGUAAAAACAACCAAAGUAAACAACGUGGUAAUAAUGGAAGAACAAAUUUCCGCAAGACAUGGUUAACAAGUCAAUCUGAUUGGAUAUCAACUGGUAAAUCUGGUUUAUCAAUGUCAGUUGAUAAAAGUAUGACAAAUUCAAAUGACAAUAUACAAUAUUUUAUAUUUAAUCACAGUACAAGUUAUCAAAAAAUACAAAAAAAAUUUUACACAGCUGUUGAGAGUCAAUCACCAGAUAAUAUUGUAAAUAUUCUCAACACAUAUCCUCAUCAUGUUGAUGCAUUAUUACAAUUAUCUGAUGUAUGUAAAUUAAAUGAAGACUUACAAAUGUCUGCUGAGUUUGUUGAACGUGCUGUUCAUUGUUUAGAAUGUGCAUUUCAUCCGUUAUUUAAUUUAACAAAUGGAAAUUGUCGUUUAAAUUAUAAACAACAAACAAAUCGUGCAUUAUUUAUAGCAUUAUUUCGUUAUUUAAUGUUCAUUGGUGGACGUGCAUGUUACAGAACUAGUCUUGAAUUAUCAAAAGUAUUGUUAUCACUUGAUCCAGAUGAUGAUCCAACAGCAAUUGUUCUUGCAAUUGAUCUUUAUGCAUUAAGAUCAAAAGAAUAUAAUUGGUUUAUUGAAUUUUUUAAUGCCUGGAAUGAUGAAAGAAAUUUAAUUCAAUUACCAAAUAUUGCAUAUAGCAUUGCACUUUGUUAUUUUAAUAUUAAUGAUAUUGAUAAAGCUGAUGAAUUAUUACAAAAUGCAUUGUUUAUGUUUCCUGGUGUAUUGACUGAUUUACUUGAUAAAUGUGGUGUGUCAACAGACACACGUCUUCUUGGUCAUGAUUAUUUUAAUUCAAAAGCUAAAUCAACAACAACACCAGCAUUGGAAAAAAUUGAGAGUCUUUAUGUCAUACGUACGUUUCAUUUGUGGAAAGAAAAUAAUGUAUUGCCAUGGAUUGAAAAAAAUGUACAUAUUGUUAUGGAUAAAAUUGAUAAUGGUGAUAAAUAUGCUGAUUUUUGUUGUGAAAAAAGAAUGCAGAGAUAUCAAGGACAACUUCCUAAAAAUAUAUUGAGGCAUAUUGUACUUUCUGAUAUUAAAGAGAUAACUAUUUUACAACCUGGAAUGCAACAAAAUUCUACAUUCUUUUCGUAUGAUCCAUUACCACCGAGCGACUCGAUUAAUAUCUAUCAAAAUUUACAAACAACAGCUACAACAACAGCAGCAGGAGCAGAACCAUCAAGUCAUUCUGGUUUACUUCAAUUAUUUGUCUCAUCAUUGUUUUCUGAUCUUGAUGGACAAUUAAAUAUCAAUGGUCUUAAUAUUCGACAUGCAGAAGAAUCUGAUGAUGCUCCAGAUGAAUUUGAUUAAACAACAGCUUUUAUUUAUUUUUAUUUUUUCUUUUUUUAUUUUUUAAAUGCCUUAUUGAUCAUGAAUUUAAAUAGUUAAAUAAUUUUCAAUCAAUCAUGUUAAAUUGAUAAUUGAAAAUACUAUUGUAUUGUUAUCUUGUAAAUAAAAAUUUACAGUAAUAUUGAAUGAAAUAAAUUAAUAAAUAAAUGAAUAAU
Messenger RNA from Aphidius gifuensis, 2227 nucleotides. RefSeq names its product transcription factor 25 (gene Nulp1). Gene Ontology annotation, cellular component: RQC complex. NCBI's taxonomy places the organism in Eukaryota, Metazoa, Arthropoda, Insecta, Hymenoptera, Braconidae. Gene Ontology annotation, molecular function: protein binding. The record is from RefSeq and is a predicted model, not a curated record. The transcript is spliced from 3 exons. The coding region runs from base 192 to 2033 and encodes 613 amino acids.